Varroa destructor (honeybee mite) is the source of this 3557-nucleotide messenger RNA. RefSeq lists its product as uncharacterized. The record is from RefSeq and is a predicted model, not a curated record. NCBI's taxonomy places the organism in Eukaryota, Metazoa, Arthropoda, Arachnida, Mesostigmata, Varroidae.
GGUGGCGCUGGCGACGGCACCGUAGUCUACGAAGGCGGUAGGAGACAUGCCCUGCCGUAAUACGGUUUGAUAUGGCGCAUGCUUCGACAGUGAGUCGACUUGGAGCCAGUGAUACUGACGAUACAGGUCAAUCUCCUGGGAAAACUGCUGGACAGUUUAACAAGUGAAUUUAGGAAUCGAACUAGAGACUGAUAGGCACAGCACGAACCGGGAACGUGCCCCGCGCGAACAGACAGACUUCUAAAGAGGCGCCAGAAGAGCUGGGAAUGAUAAUCACAAGUGUGGCAUAGGCAUACUAUUAAUGGCUAAUGCACUUCUGGGCUGGGACGGUGACGACAGCAGAGAGCUAAUAGUAAUUGUGGCUAUUGAAGUCGCCAGUGGAUCGUAACAGAAAUCGUCCGAAGUGAAGGACCAUCGAGCGUCAAAAAGGGUCUCCAGCGUGACAGUUACUGAAGAAGAGAAGAAGUUGCAGGAGCAGAUAACGUAGAUGACGCGAAACCUCUACGGAGUUGGUGUCGUCGGGGCACUGGCCAUUAUAUGGCUCAUACCGUCCGCGGAACUUCUCGCUUCAAUGGCUUCGUUUAACAGACGCUUUAAUCGAUGCAUCUAUUCUAAAACAAAACACACUGAGAGACCACUCACUCAAGGUCAAAUUAUCCCAAACGGAAUGACAAUGCAGUCAUUCAUCGAUAAGGUUGACCAAAUUGAGAAGGCGGCUUUUAAGAGCGAUGCCAUUGCUGAUAAGACAGCUAUCACAUUGCUACAUUGGUUCUCUAUGCCCGACUGGAAACUGCCCGAAUCAACUGAUCGUUUUGACCAAGAAGCUAGUCGACGACACAGAUAUCAGUUUAUCGAACGACUCUUUAGUGAUAUUGUUGCUAGCGCAACGGGUCACGAUUACGAAGAAGAGAUUCUGGCCAGCGACGAUCACGAUGACGCCGGACAUGAUGACGCGUGUUUUAUGAUGUAUUCUCUCAGUCACACCGUCAAUGAAACAUGCUCCGUAGCCGCUGUGCAAAGAUAUGCGGACGGUUCGAUAUCGCAGACAAAUGUCGACAACAGUUUUAGUUACUCCCCCCGUUCACCGUACCAACUACAAAGCUUUACUCGCCAACGUGGCCAACGACCCGGGUCCAAUUUCGUUGGGUCACAAACUGAAGUUCGGGGUGGAACUCCAAAUGUCCGUAUAGAUCAAUCAGCCCUUCAAGAUUUUUCGGGCGCUCAAGUAUGUACCUUCCGCGAAGAGGGUGUCGUAAGCAUCACUGGACGACCAGGCGAUGCAGUUUCUGUCGCGCCCGUACUCAUGGGCAUCGCUGCCGCUAGAUAUGAUGGGGCGGAAAAAUCCCUGUUCCGUCAAACUGGACCUUAUUUCAGCAAGGAUUCUUCUAACACGAAAAUGAAUGCUCUUAUCAUGGGCACGUUAGGCCAAGAACUGGGCUUCGAGGCUUUCUUUAAGAAAUUACACGGGAAUAUUCCCGGACAAACUGAUGAUGGCAUGUUGAUAUCCGGCCAGUGGAACCGUAGCGGAUGUCUUACGUCAUUUGAGCUGAACAACCCACAAAAACGGGUUGUAGGACUAACGAAUUCGCAAUUAAUGGGCGCUGUUGACGGUCUAAUUUUGGGAACCAUUCUGAAAUCAGCACACGGUGGAAUAGUUGACAGACUCUCCCUUGCGGAACUACUUCGCCUGUAUUACUCAAACAAUCAGAACUUCGUUCAACUUCAAAGCGGAAACACUCGCCUAAGCGUUUGUGAUCGUGCGACUAAUUAUCAUAAGAUCACGACACGAGAAAAAGUAUGUCUACAGGCAAAACUCAUGGCUUACGGACUGGCAAUCAAAGAUGGCCGUACCUUUUUCCCUGAGAAUUCCUCCGGAGGAAGAUUAUCCUUCCAAACUAACCCCGACAUAGAUGCUUACGUGAAUGAUGCUUACAACAGCAUACGCUUUGACGACAGUAUGAAGGAUUCUGUGACCGACAAUACAGAUUUGAACGAAGGGAUGUGCCAGCGUAGCGGUUCUAAUGUAGAACAAUGCUGGGGAGUAGCCGAUGUGUAUGUUCUUCUCGACACCCGCAUCUUGCGAGACGUGGUUAAGCUAAAUCUUCAAGCGGAUAUUCUCGGACGAAUCCUAAACGGCAUGGAGUUUCAUCGGUCCCGUAAUGCGGUCCAAGUUUUUGCCGGCCGAUCUGGGUCUACCCUGCUGAGGAUUCCUGAUCGUGGAAGCCCCAACAUAGCAUCGUCCGGUUGUCCUGCUUGCAUUGCACAAUAUCUCGAUAGAUUCGUGUCGACAACUUAUGGCAGCGAGUCUGACGCCGAUUUAAUCAAUGCGCUUAAUGAAACGCUCCGCGUGGAGAAGGAGUCGCUAGCGAGGACUCCAAAGUCAGCCUCAGCAGCUCAAGUAAUCCUAUACUUUCGCAUGACCGACGAUCCAAUCGUUGAUCGAGAAGCAAUGAGAGAAGCAUUGUUUCGCCUGCGUAUCGGGAACCCCGAACUAAAGAUUAUCGGUAUCGGAGAUCAGCUCGGCACGCUCAGCAGCUACUCUGAAGCGCUGAGCGCCUAUGAGCUCAACGACCUAGCAAAAGAGCUUUCUGUACCUGGUAGGACCUUUACUGGCCAAGGCGGUUUAUUUAGUGAAAUCCAGCAGUCGAUAUGUGAGACAGGACUAAACUUGCGAAACCCGACUUGCCGUCCAGACUGGCUGCCUUCAAUACAACGGCGUGGCGCGUCAAGUGAUCCAAGUUACUUUUCAGCGGGUAUCGAACCUCAACGCGUCCAGUUUCUUUCCUAUGACACGCGAUACUUUUUCGAAAGCAAAAAUAUGCGUAUCAAGUUCACUCCUGCUCCCGGCCGAAACAUCCGCGUCUGCGAUGCGUCUUGGAAAUACAACUAUAAUCGAGGGGUGCCUUCGCACCAAUCUUUAGUCAGCAAUAGCAAUUCGAAUCGAAGUACCGUCAUCAACGUAAAUAAAAAUAAGCGGAACGACAAUCAUCAAAAGGAAGAUGAUGGCCGGCCCUUCAUUUGCCAGGAAACAAACAACAAUUUCCGCGAAAUCUACUUUAAUUAUUCAAGUCCUUGUCGACUGGGACCUUUAAGUUGCGCUCCGAUCCGUUUCGCUGUUGUCGGAAUCGACGAUUCCUACGGCGGUCGGGGUAGAACAAUUUCGAGGGCCUGCAGAGACGAAUUUUGCCAGUCACCCUUUGCGAUUCCGUAUACCGUUACGCACGAAGGAAUGGUCUGCGCAGCUAACUCGUUGACGGUUUCUAGUAUUUUGUCGGUAGCCACUCUGAUCUUCCUGCUUAUAAAUAGACUUUUUUAAACGGAAGGAGAUCUGACGGCGUUCGUCUCUCAACUUCGUCGGUGGUAAAGGCCCGAACCGACGAUCUAUGAGACUUGUUCCUUCUCGUGCAGGAGAUCGGCGUAUCUUUCGAAAAGAUCUGCAAUUAAGACCAGAAUGAUUAUGGUCGGAGCGUAUCGCAUUAGUAGCACCAAAAACGUCAGAGUUUUAGCAGAGUAAAACGUAAUCUAGAUAUUCAAAUUCGAUUUCGACAAAAAGUAUU